AUGGAGCCUACAGCAUUACAAAAGAUGAAGAUGGGUGCUCUUAUGGGAGGCACAGUUGGCCUCUGCGUAGGUUUUGUUUUUGGAAGUGUCAGCUUGAUUAGAUUUGGCAGUGGAACUAAGGGCCCUGUAACAUUACUCAGCCAGUACAUGCUUGGAUCAGCUGCAUCAUUUGGAUUCUUCAUGUCUAUCGGUUCAGUCAUUCGCUCUGAGGCUCAUCCUAAUGCUAUUCAAUGGCAAUCUCAGACAAAAUUACCUGUCGUUAUUAAUGAAAGAAACAAGUCUCUUUAA
This is a messenger RNA of Phycomyces blakesleeanus NRRL 1555(-), 288 nucleotides long. RefSeq lists its product as hypothetical. The record is from RefSeq and is a predicted model, not a curated record. Lineage: Eukaryota; Fungi; Mucoromycota; Mucoromycetes; Mucorales; Phycomycetaceae. Gene Ontology annotation, cellular component: TIM23 mitochondrial import inner membrane translocase complex. The transcript is spliced from 3 exons. The coding region runs from base 1 to 288 and encodes 95 amino acids. Gene Ontology annotation, biological process: protein import into mitochondrial matrix; protein insertion into mitochondrial inner membrane.